UAUUCGAUGUGCUUAUUAUGUAAUUGCAACAAACUGUCGUUUCUCAAUGCGACGAACCGAAUAUUCCUUGAAAGACUUAAGUUUUCAAACCUAGCAAAGAAGGCAAGGACUCCUUCAGUGCCUUGUAGACGAUGGCAUGCAAAGACAAACAGUGCACCGAGAGCUGGAAAAGGUGCUAUUUGGGAACACAAAGACAAAAGUCCAAUCUUAUCAGAAACAGACUCUACACUUAGUUCACUGCAAAAAGCAAUGAAAAGUGGCGAUGACUUCAUUUAUGGUGUCACUCCUGUUUAUGCAGCACUCACAGUCAAAACGAGAAAUCCUAUCAGAUGUCUGUACUUGCAAGAAAAUGCGGACUUUUCAAAACGAAAAGAUGCUGCCUUGCUGCAAAAGAUUGUGCAACUGGCAGAAGAAGCUAAUAUACCCUCAAAGACGCUAAACAAAGGAGACUUGAAUAACUUGUCUGGACAAAGACCGCAUCAAGGCAUCAUUUUACAAGCUGCACCACUACAACUGGAAUAUAUUGAGCAACUACCGUCAACUGGAUUGUCUCCAGAUGAAGCAGCACCAAUCUGGUUGGCACUUGACGAGGUUAUGGACCCUCAGAACUUGGGUUCUCUUCUAAGAACCGCUUGCUUCUUGGGAAUAACUGGAGUAGCUAUCUGCGACAAGAACUCUGCACCUCUAACUGGCACAGUUUCGAAGGCAUCCGCUGGGGCUAUGGAACUUAUGACCAUUCACGCUGUUCGCAAUAUGAGCAGGUUUUUACAAAACUCUCAACGACAAGGUUGGUAUAUUUUAGGGGCGUCUAUGGAAAAAGAAACAGUGAAUAUCGAAAAUAUACAUCCUUCUGUUCCGGUUGUACUCGUUCUUGGAAGUGAAGGCUUCGGUUUGCGAACAAACGUGCAAAAUGUAUGUAACGGCUUUGUUGCUAUUCAACAAAGAAUUUCGACUAGUUGCAACAAUAACGUCGCUUUGAGUCUUAUCGAUUCUCUCAACGUAGGUGUUGCUGGAGGAAUACUGAUGGAACAGUUGCGAGCUUCAAGAGAUAAUUAGGAAAACUGAUAAAGCCUUUUUCCACUUG
Galdieria sulphuraria is the source of this 1084-nucleotide messenger RNA. Its product is annotated as RNA methyltransferase, TrmH family. Gene Ontology annotation, molecular function: RNA binding; RNA methyltransferase activity. The transcript has a single exon. Lineage: Eukaryota; Rhodophyta; Bangiophyceae; Galdieriales; Galdieriaceae. Gene Ontology annotation, biological process: rRNA methylation. The record is from RefSeq and is a predicted model, not a curated record. Bases 7 to 1056 code for a protein of 349 amino acids.